GGAAGUAUCCCAUACAGAAAGGAUGUUUGAAUUGUUUACAUCAGUCAAUCACACGUUGUACCGAAAACUUUUGUGUUAACUUAAUUUUUAACUAUGAUUAUGUGCUCAAAUGCGAGUGGAUGAGACAGCUUGAUGACAUUAUGCCAACCACGAACAGAAAGAAGCAAAAAGAGCGGAAGGACACCGCGGUCCAGGGAACUAACGACAGCAGUGUUGUAAGUAAAGUUUCUGCUGCAGCUCAGGGAUACUUCAAAGAUGAAAUCAUUCAACAUUUUGUGUGCAAAGUGGCCAGAAGAGCCCCGCUCAUCAACAGGGGCUACUAUGUUCGCUGGAGAGCUGUGGAUCACUGUGUGAAGAGAUUUCUGCACAUUACUGAAAACUGCCCCAAGAGACAGGUUCUGUCUCUGGGUGCAGGAUUUGACUCUUUAUACUUUCGCCUUCACGCAGAAGGAGCACUAGACAGAUCUGCUGUAUUUGAGGUGGAUUUUCCAGAUGUAGCUCGAAGAAAAAAGGCUCUGAUCAACUCUAAUAUCACUCUGAGGGGGAUGUUAGACUCCCAUUUACCUCCUCCUGCAGGGCCUGUGUUUGUGUCGAGCGGUCAGUACCGGCUGCUGGGGGUGGAUGUGAGAGAUGAGUCCAAGGUGGAGGAGGCUCUAGGUGCAGCUGGGCUGGACUGGGCUGCCCCCACAUUAGUUCUCUCUGAAGUGGUUCUGACCUACAUGGAGACACAAUGGUCAGAUGCCGUCAUUUGCUGGGCUGCUAAGCUCCUGCCACAGUCUCUUUUUGUCAUGUAUGAGCAGAUCCAUCCAGACGAUCCCUUCGGCCGCAUCAUGCAGGAUCAUUUUUUGAGGCUUAAUUCAGCUCUGCAUGCACUUCAAGAAUACCCAGACACUGCUGCACAGAGACACAGGUUUCUAGACAACGGUUGGGAGCAGUGUGUGUGUCUGGAUAUGAAUGAGUUUUACCUUGGGCUGGUUUCUGAGGAUGAGAGACUCAGAGUGGAGAAUCUGGAGCCAUUUGAUGAAUAUGAGGAGUGGCAUCAGAAAUGUUCUCAUUAUUUCAUCCUUACUGCAUCUCGAGGCUCAUUAACAUCUCAGGCUUUACUCACUCAUGCUCCAGUUUCUCCAGCGCCUUCCUCUCUGCCAUCUCUUAGCCCCUCAGCUCUGAGUGUACAGACCUUACUCGUCACUUUGGAAGGUUUGGGGAUGGCGUCCACCUCUGUCAGUCCUGGGAGAGUCCUACUAACAGGAGGCUCAAGCAGAGGAGGCAGAGGGGCAGUGAUGAGGAUGCUCCUCAGAGAGCAGGAAGGCUGGAGAUCUGUGAGUGUGGAACCAACUGAGGAUUUAGGUGUUCGACUCUACCACACCAUCACCUCUCUACCCGGAGGAGGUUUGUUGGUUUAUGGUGGUCGCUCCUCUCCUUUAAACCCAACCAAAGGCCUUUGUAGAGUAACCUUUGACCCUGCGGCUUCGCCUGGUCGUCUGGACUCUGUGGUACAGGAUCCAGUGAAAAUUUGUAUAGAGCAACUGGUCUGUACGGGUGAACCACCAGCGCUGAGAUGGAGACACACCGCUACAGCAGUCAGUCACAAAGGUAAAGACUUUGUGUUUGUUUUUGGUGGAAAGAACGAAUCAGAGGCAACUCUAGGUGAUGGACACUUCCUAUGUUUGGACCAGCAGCAAUGGAUGGAGGUACCAGUAGAGGGUGCUGUCCCAGAGGCCCGUCAUUCCCAUUCAGCUUGUUUAUACCACGGAGGCGUGGUGGUGUUCGGAGGCUUAAACAGAGGUGGUGUUCCUCUGGGGGAUACGGUGAUUUUACGGCCCACAGAUAGAGGCUUCACCUGGGAGAGGAUGGAGGUGCAGCCGCCUCCUGUUCCCAGGUACUCUCAUUGUGCUCAUGUUAUCAGUGAAAAGCUGGUUGUUGUUGGAGGAGUCUGGCUUCAUUCAGACGGCGUCCCUGGGGUUCUCAUCAUUGAUCUCGCCACAUGCAGCAGUGUGGAGUUCAGACUUCACACUACCUCGGUGCCCUGGCCUCUGAUGCUGCACUCGUUCUGCUCUGAGCUGACAGACACAGAAGAACCUCGACUGCUUCUGAUUGGAGGAGGAGGAAACUGUUUCUCGUUUGGGACUCACUUCAACCCUCAGCCCGUCACUGUGGACCUCCAAGCUGCUCUGGGAUGAAGUGGACUGAAGGUUUUUCUCUUGGAAACUGUCAAAACGGGGAUCUCUUAAUAUUGACUUGGCUUUGAUGCAUUUUAGGGUCUUAAAUGAGUGGAAAGUACCUAAUGUUUUUUAAUUGCUACAGUGAUUUUUUUUAAUGAUUUGCAACCAAAUAACUGUCUUUGACUGCUGCAACAUAAGCCUUUGAAAUAAAAGUAAAAGUGUG
Molecule: messenger RNA, 2385 nt
Organism: Cheilinus undulatus (humphead wrasse)
Lineage: Eukaryota; Metazoa; Chordata; Actinopteri; Labriformes; Labridae
Gene: lcmt2
Product: leucine carboxyl methyltransferase 2
Exons: 14
Coding region: 120-2180 (686 amino acids)
Biological process (GO): tRNA methylation; wybutosine biosynthetic process
Molecular function (GO): tRNA methyltransferase activity; protein binding
Source: RefSeq, a predicted model, not a curated record